Molecule: messenger RNA, 4755 nt
Organism: Osmerus eperlanus (European smelt)
Lineage: Eukaryota; Metazoa; Chordata; Actinopteri; Osmeriformes; Osmeridae
Gene: usp20
Product: ubiquitin specific peptidase 20
Exons: 26
Coding region: 334-3252 (972 amino acids)
Biological process (GO): protein deubiquitination
Cellular component (GO): cytoplasm
Molecular function (GO): zinc ion binding; cysteine-type deubiquitinase activity
Source: RefSeq, a predicted model, not a curated record
UAUUCUUGAAAAGACAUUUGAUAUAGUCAAUGCUGCGGCCGGGAAUGUAUUAGCUAGCUAGAGCUAGCUGGCUAUCACAACAGCCACUACCUUUAGCUAACUACCAAAGCAACUCAAUUUCUAGCACUUUGACUCUAAAAUGAAAUUCUCCCAGUGUUUAUUUUAUAUUGAUUGAUGUUGGUAAAUAUAAUUCAUUUACUUUAGAAUGAUUUGUUGAGACUGUCAUCAACGAUUUGUGAGAUCGCAGUUGGAAAACAGGGCCUGUUUACUGUAAUUUGCUGCAGAGCUGUCAUUUGUGGUGGACAGAUCUGCAUCUGAAAACAUUUAACAGAUAUGGAAGAUCAGAGGGACAACUGUCCUCAUCUGGAUUCCAUAGGAGAGGUCACUAAGGAGGAACUUCUGCAAAAAUCCAAGGGAACAUGCCAGUCAUGUGGAGCUGGAGGUCCCAACCUCUGGGCCUGUCUGCAGAGUGACUGCCCAUAUGUUGGGUGUGGAGAGUCGUUUUCAGAUCACAGCACAUUACAUGCACACGCAAAGAAGCAUAACCUCACUGUGAACCUGACCACAUUCAGGAUAUGGUGUUACAUGUGUGAGCGGGAAGUCUUUUUGGACCAGAGACCUGUGGCACAGGCGUCCUUCACCCACCACCACCGCAAAACCUCUGAGCAGGAUACAGUGCAUCACAAUGUAGGACACAAUUUGAAGGCAGUGCCUAUCGCGGUGGCAGAGGAGGAGGGGUCCGAGUCAGAGGAGGAUGAGCUCAAACCCAGAGGCUUGACGGGAAUGAAGAAUAUCGGGAACUCUUGUUACAUGAACGCAGCCCUUCAAGCCCUGUCCAACUGUCCUCCUCUUACUCAGUUCUUCCUGGACUGCAGUGGGCUGGUGAGGACAGAUAAGAAGCCGGCUCUGUGUAAGAGCUAUCAGAAGCUCAUAUCUGAACUCUGGCACAAGAAACGGCCCAGUUAUGUUGUGCCCACGACUCUCUCCCAUGGUAUCAAACUGGUCAACCCCAUGUUCCGAGGCUACGCCCAGCAGGACACCCAAGAAUUCCUUCGCUGUCUGAUGGACCAGCUGCACGAGGAGCUUAAGGAGCCUCUAACUGAGGGUGGGGGGGUGGGAGGGGGGAUGGGCUUGGGUGAGGGGGGUGACGUGGACGAGCACCGGGAUGGUGACCGCUCCCCCUCAGAGGACGAGUUCCUGUCCUGCGACUCAGGCUCCAGCAGCGACCGGGGAGAGGGCGGGGGUUUGGGGGACGCAGAGAUGCUCAUCCAGGACGAGGGUGUUGGACCAAGGCCUGGGGUGGGGGGUGGCGGGGGGCCAGCCGGGGUAAUCUCGGAGAAGGAGAGGCUAAAGGAGAGGAGGGUGUCCGGCUCACCACUCCAUGGGGGGUCCCAGGAGAUGGACGAGGACGCAGACGUUGACACAGCGGCAGAGGACAGGACUUCUGAAAGGGGGGACAAGGAGGAGGAAGAGGAGGAAGCGGGGGUGACCCCCCCCAGCCCCCGGACCCCGGCCCCAAGUCUGGAACCAACGCAGGCUGAGAUACAAGGAGAAGGACAGAGUAACAGUAUUCCAGAGCCAGACAAUGAAGCAUCAAUGUCCCACGCCCAGUCUCGCCCCUGCAGCCCUGUUCGCGCCGUUCAGGAGCUCCACCCCAAACUUUCUUCCAGCCCCCCACGGUCCAGCCCCCUCCGCUCUGCCCCCCCAGCCUACUCCUUCAAGAAAGCUCAGCUCCUGCUGGGGGCUAAGAAGAAGAAGCAGUCUCGUUACCGCAGCGUCAUCUCUGACAUCUUUGACGGCUCCAUCCUCAGUCUGGUCCAGUGUCUCACCUGUGACAGGGUAUCUACAACAGUGGAGACCUUCCAGGACCUCUCCCUUCCUAUCCCAGGAAAGGAGGAUCUGGCAAAGCUCCACUCCUCCAUCCACCAGAACCUACCCGCCAAGACCGGCGUCUGUCCAGACACUUAUGGCUCCCAGGGCUGGAUCUCCUACAUCAUGGACUCCAUACGGAGAUUUGUUGUUUCCUGCAUCCCCAGCUGGUUCUGGGGUCCCAUGGUAACUCUGGAAGACUGUCUCGCUGCCUUCUUUGCUGCUGAUGAACUCAAAGCCUGGUUGAAAACCACAGUAACGCGCAAUGAGUGCAGGGGCAGAGUGCACGCAGGUAGACAGACAGGGGACAACAUGUACAGCUGUGAAAGAUGUAAAAAGUUGAGAAAUGGUGUUAAAUAUUGCAAAGUGCUUCGUCUACCAGAGAUUCUGUGCAUUCACCUGAAGCGCUUUCGCCACGAGGUCAUGUACUCCUUCAAAAUCAACAGCCACGUCUCUUUCCCCUUGGAGGGCCUUGACCUCCGACCUUUCCUGGCCAAGGAGAGCCCCUCCCAGAUCACCACCUAUGACCUGCUGUCCGUUAUCUGUCACCAUGGAACUGCAGGAAGUGGCCACUACAUAGCCUACUGUCAGAAUGUGAUUAACGGCCAGUGGUAUGAGUUUGAUGACCAGUACGUGACCGAGGUCCAUGAGAUGGUGGUGCAGAACGCUGAAGCAUAUGUCUUAUUCUACAGGAAGAGCAAUGAGGACUCUGUGCGAGAGCGUCAGAAAGUAGUGGCUCUGGCCAACAUGAAGGAACCCAGCCUGUUACAGUUUUACAUCUCCAGAGAAUGGCUCAACAAGUUCAACACUUUCACAGAACCUGGCCCUAUUGGCAACCACACCUUCCUCUGUCAGCACGGAGGGAUUCCUCCUACUAAGUACCACUACAUAGAUGACCUGGUGGUGAUCCUACCCCAGAACGUCUGGGAGUACCUCUACAACAGUUUUGGAGGAGGCCCAGCAGUGAACCACCUGUACGUGUGUGCCAUCUGCCAGGUUGAGAUUGAAGCCCUGGCCAAGCGCAGGAAGGUGGAGAUUGACACCUUUAUCAAGCUAAACAAGGAGUUCCAGGCAGAGGAAGCACCUACCGUCAUCCUCUGCAUCAGCAUGCAGUGGUUCCGGGAGUGGGAGAGCUUUGUCAAGGGCAAAGACAAUGAGCCUCCAGGGCCGAUUGACAACAGUAAGAUCGGUGUGAUGAAAGGAGGACACAUUCAACUCAAACAAGGGGCCGAUUAUGGCCAGAUCUCAGAGGAGACCUGGCUGUACCUCCUGGGGAUCUAUGGUGGAGGGCCAGAGAUAGCAGUGAGACAGACCGUGGCCCCGGCCAACACAGAGAGCUUGUAUGGGGAAAGGAAGAUUGAGGCUGAGACCAGGGCGCUAUGAGAGAGGAACCUUGGAUGAAUGUGCAUGAAAGAAGAAGCCUUGUUGGGAGCGCCAUGUUUAAAAUGUAGCGUCUCUUUAUCGUCCCCUGUGAAAGACAUAGUGGUACUCGAAUACUUCCUAUCAUAACUGUAGUGGAGUGUGCUAUUUAUUGAACCAAUCUUAAGAUGUUUAAAUGGAAACAAAGAACAUGUCAUUCCUCCUCUGUGGGGCAUUGUGGGUAGCUGUGGUGUGUUAAAAUGGCCACUGUAUUUGCUAGCUAGUGUGUGUGAAUUGUUAAGCUUACCUGGUCUUGCUGGCACCGGACCAGAUUGACUGAUGUCACAACCCCUGUAGCCUCCACUACCAGGUUCCAAAUAUCUACCUGGUUUGGAAUACUCCAGGUUUUCUGUCACAAUCUGAAUGCUACCAGGUUGUGACUCUAUUUUACGGUGAAUAUCACCAAAUCUGGGAGUGGCGAUAUCAGUCUCCUGCACCAGGCUGAGGGAUGAGAGGGACAUGUGUUAACUGCUGCUUGAUGACUGUGCCACAUAAAUAACUCACAGCUGAAUAACUCUAACGUCAGCAGCACUCUGCACCAUUUUAGCACUUUUUCCUUUUUGUUCCUGAGACAACCAUAGUGAAUUGAUUGUUGUACAUAUUUAUGAACUGGUUAUGACCAGUCUUUACUUAUUAUGAUUUGUGCAGAGUUUGCAGGGUUUGAGUCACUCAGGACCUGGAUUACCACAGUUGUAUGUAGAUAGUCAAUCUGUUUUAAAGAGUUAAUUUAUUGAAAAACGAAUAAAUGGAUCGUUUUAAUGUGAUCCGAGGUGUCCUAAUGUAAGUUUACAUGUAUAUAAAAGUGUUCUAUAAGUUAUUUAUUUAAUGUUUAGAGACACAGGAGACAUUGGUAGAUGUAGCCUUGCCAUCACAGAAGACUACAUAACCCACAAUGCACCUUUAUCACAGAUGACUCACUAGCCUGCACCGUCCAGUGGGGUUUCUCUUCUGCGAGAGAAUAGAAGACAACUCCACCCUCACAAUUUCUGUUAACGUACCCUUCAAUCCCAUCCAAUUAUGGAUAUAUGCAUAUGCACAAUUGGAUUGGAUGGCACUCGUUGAAAUAGGUUUGAUGUUAUUAGAAUCAAUAAACAAUCAAAACGACUUUGAGGACGAGGACUAGUAGGAACAUGAACAUGGAACUGCCAGGCAGAGUGAUUACAUUUUGAUUCUUCCCUUCAGCCUUGUGAAACACAGGAGUCUCAGUAUUCUAGAUUACCAUGAAAGGGUGAGUUGACAGAAUGUGUUUCAACCAGUCUUUACAACAGAGUUGACCUCAGAAAACAUUUCGGGCUACAUUAGCUGACCAAUUUACCCAAAAUACCCAGAUGAUAUCCAAGUGUACAUUUAAAGAUAAUCUUCCUAUUUUAGGAUCCCUUGUCUGCAAUUCAUUGCUGUCAAGUUUGGAGACUAUUGAAGUGACCCAUCCCUUUGUUGUGUAAAAAAUACAGUGGAUUACACUAUUAA